Messenger RNA from Nematocida ausubeli, 207 nucleotides. RefSeq lists its product as uncharacterized. Lineage: Eukaryota; Fungi; Microsporidia. The coding region runs from base 1 to 207 and encodes 68 amino acids. The transcript has a single exon. The record is from RefSeq and is a predicted model, not a curated record.
AUGAAUGGCUACGAGACACUGCUGCACUUUCUUAACAAGAAGAUAACCAUCCUAGUAAAGUGUAAUGGUGAGAUGGAAAGGGUUUCAGGAAAACUGCAAGGAUUUGAUGAGCAUAUGAAUGUCUUGCUAUGCAGUAAAAGCAGCACAGUGUUGUAUUUAACAAAGCACAUCAUAGAAUACAUUCUACCAAGAGAGAAUCAUUCAUAA